Ylistrum balloti is the source of this 6881-nucleotide messenger RNA. RefSeq names its product transient receptor potential cation channel subfamily A member 1 homolog. The transcript has 16 exons. Gene Ontology annotation, molecular function: protein binding; monoatomic ion channel activity. Lineage: Eukaryota; Metazoa; Mollusca; Bivalvia; Pectinida; Pectinidae. The record is from RefSeq and is a predicted model, not a curated record. The coding region runs from base 1 to 2115 and encodes 704 amino acids. Gene Ontology annotation, biological process: monoatomic ion transport; transmembrane transport. Gene Ontology annotation, cellular component: membrane.
AUGGUCAGAGAUGUCACUGUCUAUAUCUAUUACGUCGGUGUAGCUAAAACUGCACGUGUCAGACAGAAUAAUCGGGUCAAUAUUGUCCGUGAACUGGUUUUGAGAGAUCAUUCUUCUGUGAAUGAUGAAGAUGAGGACUCAAACACAGCACUACACUUGGCAGCAGAGUGUGGCCAUGCUAAAGUAGCUGGUGUACUGUUAGAUAAUGGAGCUGAUGUGGCAGCUAGAAACUGUAAUCUGUGGACACCACUAGACUCGGCAGCUGCCAAAGGUUGGGUGAAGACCUGUAAAGUUUUAUUGGAAGCUGAUGCCCCAAUCAAUCCCAUGGACAAAACCAAGACAACACCUCUACAUCUUGCUGCCCGCUAUGGACAUUCUGGAGUGGUGGAACUGCUGAUUCAGUGGAAGGCCAAUAUCCAGCAAAAUGACUCAAACAGUGACAAUUGCCUUGACUUGGCUAUCGACAACAAUCAUCCGGAUGUGGCUCUAACCAUUAUUAACUCAGAAAUGUGGGAAGAUGCUCUAAGAAAUGAGACUUCAGAGCUUGGUACAGAUGUGAAGAGCACACCAAUGAGAAAACUAAUUAAGAAAAUGCCAGAUGUUGCUGAAGUUGUAUUUAACAAGUGUAUGACUGACAACAAGAAAAGUUUCGAACACCGUGACUAUAAAGUCACAUUUAAUUACGAGUUUCUGGACGAUGUUUACUCGCUGGCGACGUGGCUGGCGACAACUGGACCGAGUGAAAGUGGUGGAUCAUCUGAUGGGAGUGUAUACAAUGAGGACUUUACCCUGUCCUCCUCAGCCAAACCCUACACAACUGACUCCAGUGAGAUGAAGAAGAACCACCCACUCAUGAUAAUGGUGACAUCCAAGCGAGAAGACCUUCUGGCCCAUCCACUGGUAACUUCCCUUCUCCGACACAAGUGGAACAGCUUUGGUCGUGUAUUCUACUAUAUCAACUUUGCUAUUUAUGCUGUGUUCCUAACCUUCCUGACUGGCUAUAUCCUGGCCAGCAAUGCUCCAUUCACCUACAGUACUACCGGCAAUGUCUCCUGUGAACUUGUGGCUAGCAGCACGACUCCGGUACACCGACAACACAUAUUUGCUAAAAUUGGAAAAUAUGUCAUCAUAGCUUUAGCAGCAUGGAAUCUUCUUCGUGAGUUGCUACAGAUAUACCAGGCCAAACUGCAGUAUCUGGGAUGGGAGAACCUCAUCGAGUGGCUUACCUAUGUGUUCGCGCUCCUGCUUGUUAUCGACUUCCAGGAAUGCCAGAGAGAUACAGGCUUCAGAUAUGACUGGCAGUGGUCCCUGGGAGCCAUCGCAGUAUUUUUAGCCUGGAUUGACCUGGUUCUUUUCCUCCAGAAGUUCCCACGGUUUGGUAUCUACGUUGUCAUGUUCAAGGACAUCCUAAACACCUUCAUCCAAUUCUUCCUCGUCUUCUUUCUCUUCAUCGUUGCCUUUGCCCUUGGCUUCUAUACUGUACUUCAAAACCAGGUACCCUUCAAGACGUUUGGACAGGCUUUAAUGAAGACCUCUGUGAUGAUGAUUGGUGAAUUUGAGUUUGAUUCCAUUUUCAAUGGAAACCAUGCCGAUCACACCGAGAAAGUUUACCAGGAUACAGUGACCUACAUUUUGUUUGUUGUAUUCAUGAUCAUCAUGUCCAUCAUCAUCAUGAACUUACUGGUUGGUUUGGCUGUAGAUGAUAUCAAGGCAGUACAGGAACAGGCUGCACUCAAGAGGAUGGCUAUGCAGGUUGAACUUGCGCUUGACGUGGAGAGAAUUGUUCCGGAAUUCAUACGAAGGAAAUUUGUCACAAAAAAGCAGACAAUCCGUCCCAACCAAGGUUGGAAAAAUCCCUUCAGUCAACUCGCUAACAUGGAGGCUGGAGAUCUGUCUUCUGCAGCCAUCAAUAAAGCUCUCAACCCAGAUCUGGAUGACAUAGAGAAAGUACAGGAGGGACAGGAACAACUCCAGAAAGACCUCAAUAAGUUACGCUUCUCUGUGAAAGAAAUGCGCUCACAAAAUAUCAAGCUAGAGAGUAUGUUGACAGCACUCCUGACUUCACAGAACAUCAAGUGGCAGGAGGAGGAUUUCCAGGACACAGAGGCAUCUUAGAUAUCAGGGUCACUCAAACUCUUACUCUCCUGGUUAUCAAGGUCACUCAAACUCUUAGUCUCCACUUUGUCAGAAUCAGUUAAACUCUUAGUCUCAUGGUUAUCAAGGUCACUCAGACUCUUAGUCUCCUGAUUAUCAUGGUCAUGCAAACUCAUAGGGCACUUACACAUAAGCAGUUGAAACGGUUGAACCAGUUGAACGUUUAAGUAAAUUGCCAGGUGAAGAUCGGGACCAAGACUGGACUGCGGAAUAUUUGGCAUGUGCAUUUUGAGGAGUCCAGCUGUAUCUGUCCGAAACUAACUUGCUGAAUAUCAUUGAUUUUCAAAAUUUCAGCAUUAGUAGUUGAGUCGUUGCACUCACAUAUUUCUGGGAGCAUUGUGUUAUAAAAAGUAUGAGUGAAAUGGAUGGUAUCCUAAUUUUAGUUAAUUGAUUUAUACUUGACAGGAAAAUCAGAAACAUAUAUUUGGUACAACAUCCCAUGCAUGUGCGUUUGUAUAUAGUGAAAAAAUUCCAAGCCACCUGAACUGUUUCAACCUGGUUACAUGAAUAUGGCCUUAGUCUCCUGAUUAUCAGGGUCAUGAAAACUCUUAGCCUUUUAAAGUGUCACUUCCAUUGUUGGAGAGCUCUGCCCAGACUAAUAAUGAUAUGGGUUACUGUGAUGUUAUCUGAUUAAUCUGGUCACAAAUAGUUUUAUAGCGGAAAUCAUCAGGGUUGUUUAAUUGUACAGGAAAAACUUUGGAUUUUUCUAAAAGAAGAUCCAUUAUGAAGAAAGUAAAAAUGAUUUUAGUGAUGUUGGAGAAGAUUGGAUAGAAUUGAGUUUUUCUUAUCUGUCCACUGAUUCUGAUUGGACACUUUAUCACUAAUUAAUCGUGAAUGGCUGUAACUGUUGUAGGGAAUGGAGACAGUGAUUUUACUGUAGUAUUUUUUCUAUAAAUUAUAUGUAUUGUUGUUAACUUUUGUAACUUUUGAUUUGAUACAAUGUACUUUACAAAUUUCUGGUUGUUUGUAUUAUAGACUGAUGCCUUAGUGGGACAAAUCAUUACUAAUUUUAGUAGGCCACAGAGGUGUUUACCUAUAUCUACUUAUCAUGGCUACAACAUGGUUUAAAUGAGGUUGUUGUUUAGCAUGAAACGAUACCAAAUAAAUCUGUCAAAAUAAAAUCUUCAUUUUAAAUUGACAAGUAAAAUGGAUGUUGAUAGAAAUAUUUAUAGUCUUUCAUAUGUAAUAGAUCUAGGAAUAUUCAUUAAUUCAGAUAACUAUAAUCUGAUAUACAAUAUAUAACCAGUGAUAUACUCCUAUUGUAUAAGGUUGAGCCUCUUGUUUUGUUUCCCAUGACCUUAGGUGUGAUAAUGUAAAGAUUUCCCCUAUUUACUUACAUGGUUGUAUAAACUAUGCUGUAGUGUAUAGAGAUGGCAGACCUCUAUAUUAAUACAGUUGUUGGUGUUGUUGUGUAAAUAGGGAAAUAUAUUCCAUGGUGAUUAACGCUAUAAUAGAGAGCUGGCAAUAUGGCAUGUUAGAUAAAAGGUUGACUUACUAGGAGGUUUUGUCAGUUGCACUGUUGUUGGUUUGGAAAUAGAAAAACAAAUCUGCAUCAUCAUGUAAUUGUGACAGAGAAAAGUGUACCUCUUCAAUGGACCCAAGGCUUACCAGUCUGCCAUUCUAACUUCUCCAGUCAAGUGGAUCCCUGGGAAAAUCCCUCAAGUGUGAAUCUAGAAGGUGACCUUAAUCCCAUGUACAGUUCACACCUGUCAUCAAUCUCAGUACUAGACAGUUUAUUAAAUGGGCAACUAUAUGUGUCUAUAUGUGUCUUUAUGAGGGAGAUAAGCUUUGGCUAAAUCAGGUCGUAUAUCCUCGAUAGAUAAAGUUUAUUAUUAUAACUAUAUAAAGGAAGAAAAGUGCACUCUUAAUGAGCUUUACCAAUUGUUAAUUUUAUAGAUAUUGAUCACUGAGUUAGAUGUGGGAAACUUUGCCUAGAAUGGAUUAUGUAUGAUCAAAGUUGUGGAGUACCAUGUUAUGUAUCUUAUGGUCUGAUUUUAGUUUAAUGAGUAGUCAUGCGAUCAGUUUAUAGACUGUAUGUAGGGUACUGGGUAGUCACAUGAUUCAUUUCAUAGUCUAUUUAUGGGAUACAUUGUAGUCAUGUGACUCUGUUUAUAGUCUAUUUAUAGGGUCCAUGUGGUCAUGUGAUGCAAUGGCUUUUGAUGCAUACGUAGUCAGUGCCUUUUUGUGUUUUAUUCUACAAUAUGAGACAUAAUAUAAAAUUUUGAUUGUAUAUAAGUUCUUACAUAAGAUUUUCUUUCUUUAUUUCAAAUUUAUUUCAGAAUAUCACAUUGUCAUGAUAAUUGGGCAACAUGUAGAGCCAGUGAAAGCCCUCUCCAUCAGAUGGCAUGUUUUUAUUUAGACAAAUUUGUGUGCUUUAUAGAGCUGAGAAGUUGAUAUCUAUGUAAGUUUAUGCAAUUUUUCAUCAACAACUUACAGAGUAUUCUAAACUGUCUUUCAGUAGGUUUGCCUUUAUAUAUAAUAAGUUGAAUUCUGGCUCCUUUGUUGUGUCAGUGAUUUUUGUUGUGUAUAUGUAGAGCCACAUUUCAGGGCAUUGGUUUUAAAGUUUAGAUGUACCUUAUAAUGUGACAGGUAAGCAUUAUAUCUAAUGGUAAAUAUAUAUAUAGGUUUAUCAUGGCAGGUCUAUCUAUCUACUUCAACUUGAAAAUGGCCAUCUUUGUUUUAACACCUAUCACUUACUUUUCUCAAAUGGGAAGCUGGUUUUUUAAGAAUUUCAAAUGUCUUUAUAUCUGUAUGAAGGAGUCUAUAUGUUUCGAAUUAAAAUUGAAUUUUACCACUUGAUAUUACGCACACCUUUGUGUAUUAUUUGUAUAAAUGGCUACCUUUCCAUGAUGUAGACACAUUGUAUUUCUGUAAAAAUCACAUAGUUUUACAUACUAGUUAAGAUCUGUUGACAGUGGUAAAUUUUUACUGCAAGUUGGCAUCCAUAUUGAACAUAAUAUAAUGUACUUUACAUUUAAUAUCAUGAGUCACAUCAUUAUUAGAUUUACUCAUUCAGAACAAAAACUGCUGUAAUAUCUAUACUGAAAUAAGCCUUGGCCAUUUGUACAUGUUUCAGACCUUAAUUUGUUGACAGGCCUAUCUCUAGACAUCUUUUGGAAAUAAAAAAAAACAUUAUUGGGCUUAUUGAAAUGUAUAUAUAUUAUUAUAUCUUCUUGAUUCAAAUAAUCUAUUUUUGAAUUAUGCUCCGAUUCAAUCGACCAGGUUUUGUCUGGAUCACAUUAAUUAUAUUUAUCAAAUUGUAACCUUUUCUUUUUAUAUGCAUUAUGAACUAUCAAUCAAUAAAGAUAAUUUUGUACAGAUAUAUAUAUAUAUAUAAUUUAUACUCAUUCACUGUACUUUUGUGUAUGAGUGCAGUAUUCACUUCGGGAUACAGGUCUUAGAAGCUAAAUUCUGUUUUAGGUUUUGUUUGUUAGACAACAAUAACCUUAGCAGUGUGUAUCAAUCACACCAAGAAUUAUGUCAUAAGGUACACAAAAACCUGUAUAAUAAUCUAUAUGGUACCUGUAUCAUAUUAAAUGAGGGUUGUACUAGUGUAUUCCAAUCUUACUUGAAACACUAUUAUCAAAACUUAUUUAUGAAAUUUUACUAUUUAUUUGAUAGUUAUCAAAACCAGUAUAUAUAUAUAUCUAUUGACCAUUAUGCAAAAGAAUUUGAUUUAAAAAAUAAGAGGUGUGGGAUUUUUGUCUUUAUUACAAUGCCUCCUACCUCUUUGUUACAGAAGUUAUUUCUGAUUACCAUAUUUCCCUACCCUAGUGAGAGAAUUUUAGACUCUAGAUUAGUUAACAUUCCUGUAGUUUUACAUUUACUAAACACUUUUUAAAAACUUUUUGUUUUCUAUUUUUAAGGGUAAUGUUUGUUAUUUUUGUUUAGGUUGGACCACUUCUUCAGAUUGUAAUGUUUUUCUGUUUCAACUUUUUACAAGUUUCUGACCACCUUUGUUAUCUUCAUUUUUUAUGUAUUAUGUCGCAUUUUUUGAAAUACUGAUUUGUCAUUUUACCAGUUAGUGUACAUUUAGUACCUCUUUAUAUUUGAUACUGAAAAGGAGAAAGAAACGAAAUGAAGCUGUUUAUAAACAAAGUAAAAUAUUGACUGAAAAACAGUCAUUUAUCCUGAAAAGAAGACUUUUGUUAUAUUUCAGACCAGUAUCAAUUUCCUAUCAAAUCAACUUGAUACUUAGCAAAGCAUAAAGUAAUUAAGUCUUUGUUACGAAAAGUCUUCAAGUAAUAUUUCAUAUACAUAUAUAGUUAAUCCAGUUUUACUGUAGAUUUAUAGACUAAUUUUUCUGUUCUUUUUUUAAAAAAAAACAAGUAUGAAUUAUACGUACAGAUGUUAUUAUGAGAUAAUUAUGAUUGGUAUUUUGCUCAAACAAUGAAAUCCAUGGAAGUUAUAGUUCUGACUAGGGAGUUAUCUUAUGCUGUGGAUGUUCUCUCAUUAAAUGGACUAUUUUCUGUAGGUGAACUUACACUUUAAAUAUAUUUUAUGAUAUUAUUGUAAUCAGGAUGGUUUCAUAUGAACUUAACUACAUUGUUAUUUGAAGACAUGUUUUUUAACCUUGAAAUCUUCUUUUGAUCAACAAGAGAUAGAGGUGAAAUUAGUAGUGGUCGACAGUGACAAAGUGUUGAUUAUAUGUGAUAUAUAGAAUUAUACAAUACUAUUGUACAUGAUUUAUUGUUUGUCUGUUCUGUAGGUAAUAAAUAUAUAUAUAA